Molecule: messenger RNA, 620 nt
Organism: Paramecium octaurelia
Lineage: Eukaryota; Ciliophora; Oligohymenophorea; Peniculida; Parameciidae
Source: the annotation of a GenBank genome assembly
AUGCAUUAACUUGCUAAUCUGAAUACUUGGAUAUCUAUUUUAGUUGCAAAAUCGGAUAAGAAGAAUACAAUUUAAUCAUUUUUAUAUAAAAAAGCGAAUUUCUUAAUUUUUUAUGUAAUUAAUACUUUUUUAAUUAGCAAUCACAUUUAAUAAAUCAUAUUAACUAGAUUAAAUGUGUAAUAUCGUAAAUAUUACGUAUUAUGAUUAAAAAAAGCAUCAAUAAGAGUGAUCUAAAAAUUAUAUUUAAAUUUAUGAUAGAUUGUUCCCCAAAGUUUAAAAUAGAAUACAUGGCUCCCUUAAGCCAACACUAGAAAGUAUUAAUCGAAGAAGAACCUAAUAUUGACAUAAUAGAAUGUGAUCAAACUAAAAUCUCAUUUAAUGAAAAAUUAAUUGUUUGUAAUUACAAACCAUGGCAAACGGUAAUUGAAAUAACUAAAACUAUUGAAAAACUUAAAGGACAUUCAAAUGUGUAUUGGAUUAAUCCAAUCCUUGAUUCACGUCUAAGAAACAAUUUUAAAUCUAUUUUAAAAAAUUCUCCAAAAGUUUAAUCCAAUCUCGUUUGAAAAAAAGUGUGAUCUAUAUUUGUUCUAUAUAAUACCUAUAAAUAAAAUGAAAAAAAG